AUGACUUCCUCGCCGACGCCGCUCUUGCCACCCGCGGCACUCGAGAUACUGCCUGAUAUCAUGGCAGCGAUUGGCCGGACGCCCAUGGUCCGUAUCAAUAGCAUCAGUAAGAAGGCACAUCUCCAGUGUGAUCUACUGGCCAAGUGCGAGUUCUUCAAUGCUGGCGGGUCAGUGAAGGACCGUAUUGGCAAGCGCAUGGUGGAAGACGCCGAGGCCGCAGGUCUCAUUCGACCUGGUGAUACGCUCAUUGAGCCCACGUCUGGCAAUACUGGCAUUGGCUUGGCGCUCGCGGCUGCGAUAAAGGGCUAUCGCUGCAUCAUUACGCUGCCAGAGAAGAUGAGUUUAGAGAAGGUGACUCUGUUGAAGGCACUGGGGGCGGAAAUCAUUCGCACGCCUACGGAGGCGGCGUGGGACUCGCCAGAAAGUCACAUUGGUAUUGCUAGGAGAUUGCAGGUGGAGCUACCCAACGCUCAUAUUUUGGACCAGUAUGUAAACCCGUCGAAUCCUCUGGCACACUAUGAAGGCACAGCGGAAGAGAUCUUGGACCAGUGUGAUGGGAAAUUGGACAUGAUUGUUGUGGGUGUCGGCACCGGUGGAACGAUUUCGGGUAUUGCUCGGAAGCUGAAAGAGAAGUGUCCGGAAGUUAUUGUUGUCGGUGUGGAUCCGGAAGGAUCGAUCUUGGCUCAGCCUGAGUCGCUAAACGACAAGAACCGGUUGAUGCCAUACAAAGUAGAAGGCAUUGGCUACGAUUUUAUACCGGACGUACUUGACCGUGAUCUGGUAGAUGAGUGGCAGAAAACAAACGACCAGGAGUCGUUUAUCAUGUCCCGUCGGUUGAUUCGGGAGGAGGGGCUCUUGUGUGGUGGAUCGAGCGGUUCGGCCAUGGCGGCGGCCGUUCGAGCCGCUUCGAAGCUGAAGGCUGGCCAGCGCUGCGUCGUGAUUCUGUCGGACUCAACGCGUAACUACAUGAGCAAGUUUUUGAGUGACGCGUGGAUGUAUGAACACAAGUUUGUCGAAAACACGGUGCAUGCGCGUGAGAAUUACUCGGAAUAUCGCAAAGAAAGUGGCACGUGGUGGUCGGAGCAGCGUGUGUCGGUCUUGGGGCUGCCACAUCCUUCGACAGUGUCCCCUCAGCUCUCAUGCGCUGACGCUAUCGAGACGAUGGAGCGUCACGGGUAUGACCAGCUUCCUGUUGUGACAGACAAUGGUACUGUGCAGGGUGUCGUGACGAUUGGCAACCUGCUGUCAAUGCUAUCGUCUGGCCGCGUUACGCGGACGGAUCAAGUGGGCGCUGUGACGUUCGGCAACUUUAGCCGCUUGACCCACGAGAGCUCGUUGGCCGAACUUGCCUCUAUUUUCGACAAGGACUACUUUGCUAUCGUGACUUCAACUGAAGGCAAGAUUGCUGGUGUUGCGACGCGAAUUGACUUGCUCAACUAUAUCACCAGCGGUCGUAAGGAUUGA
This is a messenger RNA of Peronospora matthiolae, 1464 nucleotides long. Lineage: Eukaryota; Oomycota; Peronosporomycetes; Peronosporales; Peronosporaceae. The record is from the annotation of a GenBank genome assembly.